AUGGAGGAAGGGAAGAAGACCGACGACGUCGUUUACGAUCCGUCCAACCACAGCCCGAGGGCGAGUCGUGGACUCAAGAUGAAGAAAAGGCCGUCACUGGACUGGUAUCUCGUGCCUCUCCUCGUCGUCGGCUUCUACGUCCUCCAGCUCGACCGAACCAACAUCAGCAACGCCCUCACCGACACCCUGACGCAAGACCUCGGCAUCACCAACAGCCAAGUCAACAUUGGCAACCAGCUGAUGCUGGCCGGUAUUGUGAUUGCGGAAAUCCCCUCCAACCUGAUUCUGCAGAGAGUCGGCGCCCCGGUCUGGCUCACACUGCAGGUCGCGAUCUGGGGCACGAUCGCUCUAAUGCAAGCUUGGUGCACCAACGUCCAAUCCUUCUACGCAACGAGAAUGCUCUUGGGGCUGUUUUAG
Molecule: messenger RNA, 417 nt
Organism: Colletotrichum aenigma
Lineage: Eukaryota; Fungi; Ascomycota; Sordariomycetes; Glomerellales; Glomerellaceae
Gene: ttuB
Product: putative tartrate transporter
Exons: 2
Coding region: 1-417 (138 amino acids)
Cellular component (GO): membrane
Molecular function (GO): transmembrane transporter activity
Source: RefSeq, a predicted model, not a curated record